UCCGCCGUCACUCGUUGUCUGCGCCGCGCUUGCUGUUUAUACUGUUGAAGGCAGGCCGACAUUAUCAGAGCCUGCCGUUUUCUUUACAAACUUCGUCAGAAGGAACAACCUCACGGGCUUCUCCACUGAUCUCAUCAGCGCCACCUUGAACACCGUACAACAAAACGAUAAGAAGACGACUCUGCAUAUUCUGGAUCCGCUUGGAUCGCCGACGUCAGUCGUGAACGGUCUCGUCAUGGAAACGCCCGCAGCUGCACAACCAUCACAACCAGCACAACGAAGACGCGGACCACGACGUGGUAGAGGUGGUAGAGGCUCGCGAAGGGAAGGAGGUGGCGAAGAUCCAUCGCUAGCUUUCAGGCCAGCGAGUAUCGCUCCAGUCGAAGCUUCUUCGCAGCAAUCAGAUGCCACGCCUCAGCGAGGAGGUCGAGGUGGCGGUCGAGGUAGAGGCCGGGGCAGAGGCGGCCGGGGUGGCGUUCAAGGGUCGGAAAAGCGCUCAACUGUGAACGGCAGAACUUUCGGUGGACAGCUCACACGAACGGAGACUGACCAAAGCGAAGCCUCGAAUGCUGCAUCGUUGCAAGGGGCAGCACCUGUGUUCGUUCCCGGCCAACAGCAUGUACAGAAUGUCACUCAGAAGCAGCCGAUUGAGCGACCACAUCGUCAGCCCAAGCAACGACGCAUGUCAAAGUCACAAGCACCGGACAUUGCGACCCGCACUCAUGAAGAUAUCGACAAUCGCCAUUACGAAUGCGCCAUUUGCACAAGCGAGGUCUUGCGAAACUCCAAGGUGUGGUCAUGUCAUACCUGCUGGACCGUGUUUCAUUUGAAGUGCAUCAAGCAAUGGUCAUCGAAUGCCGGAGCAUCUGCUGCACAGCAAAACUCAGAUGGGGUGCCUCAUAUGCGGCAGUGGCGAUGCCCGGGAUGCAAUUUGCCCAAGGACGAUCUGCCUCAUUCGUACACAUGUUGGUGCGAGAAGGAGACCGAUCCACGACCGCUUCAGGGCAUCCCUCCCCACUCAUGCGGACAGACAUGCGGCAAGGAGAGAGUGAGAAAAUGUCCGCACCCAUGCCAACUGACUUGCCAUGCUGGACCUUGUCCACCGUGCACGCAUAUGGGUCCUACGCAACAGUGUUAUUGUGGGUCACAUGAAUCGACCAAGCGAUGCAUGGAAACCAACUAUGAGGCUGGCUGGAGUUGUGGCGAGACAUGCGGAUCCACGCUUUCUUGCGGCGAGCAUAAAUGUGAGAGGCCAUGCCACGCUGGAUCUUGCGGCCCAUGCGAGGUCCGUCUUCCGGCACGCUGCUAUUGUGGCCAGAUGGAGAAAGACGUGCUCUGCAGUGACCGCGGUGUGCCGAUACAGAGCAGUCGAAAGCACAUUCUCGACGCUUCUCCGGCCCCAGGACCAGCCAAUAGAGACGUCACUUCAAAUAUCCCGGAGUCUCAGUCGAUUCUAGAAAGCUGGACAGGAGUCUUUGACUGUGGCAGCACUUGUGGGCGAGCGUUUGACUGCGGUACCCAUCAGUGCGAGAAGCGGUGCCAUCCGCAAGACGGAGAGGCAGGACAUUGCCCCAGAUCGCCCGACGUCGUUACUCACUGCUCUUGCGGCAAGACUCCCCUACACGAGCUUUCCGACGCCCCAAGAACAUCUUGUCAAGAUGACAUCCCCAGCUGCUCGAAGCCCUGCGAUAAGGUGUUGCCUUGUGGACACCUUUGCCCACAAGUAUGUCAUGUGGGAAGCUGCGGGUCAUGUUUGAAGAUGGUCUCAAUCAAUUGUCGAUGUGGAAGAACAUCGCACAGCACGGUCUGCCAUCAAGGCAUGGAUGAGCCGCCUCAGUGUAUGCGGGUGUGCCGAAUCACUCUCAACUGCGGAAGGCACAUGUGUGAUGAGCACUGCUGUACUGGUGAGCGCAAAGCACACGAGCGCCAGGCCAGUCGCAAGAAAGGUAGACCACUCGGAUCCGCACCACGGACUGCCGAAGAAGGUUAUGAAGCUGAGCACAUUUGCACUCGCCAGUGCGGUCGUCCACUCAAAUGCGGCAACCAUGUAUGCGAAGAGCUUUGCCACAAAGGUCCAUGUGGUUCAUGCAGAGAAGCCAUAUUUGAAGAGGUUGCUUGCAACUGCGAGCGAACUGUCUUGCAACCUCCACUUCCUUGCGGCACACAGCCACCUCCAUGUCGUUACCCAUGCGAACGGCCGAAGGCUUGCGGACAUCCUCAAGUUGCUCACAACUGCCAUCAAGACGAUGACGCUUGUCCCAAGUGCCCAUUUUUGACACCAAAAAUGUGCAUGUGUGGGAAGAAAGCGCUAAAGAAUCAGCAGUGCUGGCUCCGCGACGUCAGCUGUGGCACUGUGUGCGGCCAGAAGCUAAAGUGUGGUGUGCACUUUUGCCGCAAGCAGUGUCAUCGCAAAGGUCAGUGCGAGGAUGCUGGCGGCCAAGCAUGCACGCAACCUUGUGGCAAAGAGAAGAAGGUGUGCGGCCAUCCAGACGAGGCACCUUGCCAUGCUCCGUUUGCCUGUAAGGAGAGCAAACCUUGCAAUAGCAAGAUAUUCAUCACUUGUGAAUGCCAGGCGCAAAAGCAAGAAGUCAAGUGCGGCGCUUCUACGUCUGGUGAAGGCAAUACGCUCAAGAGUCUGCCUUGCAACGAGGAAUGCGCUAGGCUCGAGCGCAACCGGCGACUUGCAGUUGCUCUGAACAUCGACCAGUCCACUCAUGUUGAAGGCGGGGACCAUAUCCCAUACUCCACCGAAACACUCAAUCUAUUCGCAGCACAUCCCAAGUGGUGCCAGACGCAAGAACGCGAGUUUAGGGUCUUCGCAACUUCUCCCGAUGAGAAGCGUCUGCGGUUCAAGCCCAUGCAAGCACAGCAGCGGUCCUUCGUGCACUCGCUCGCAGAGGAUUUUGGACUAGACUCGGAAAGCGUUGAUCCCGAGCCACAUCGCCAUGUCAUGAUCUGGAAGACUCCGCGCUUCGUUUCUGCGCCCAACAAGACCUUGGCCGAUGCCCUGCGUUUGCGGCAGCAAGCACAGCGAUCAGUCAACGCUAGCACGAAUGCCUCUGACAACGAAAGCGCGCCUACGAAACCCAAGGCUAGAUCGUUGGAGCCUUUCAACAGUUUUCGGAUCACCAACGCUCGGUUCGGUCUGACGAUCGAUGAAAUUCGAGCCGAGAUCAACGCAGUUCUACACAGCGCAUAUCCUUUUACCUUUGAUGUGGAGUUCCUGCCCAGCGAAGAUAUUGUGCUGAAGGCCAUUACCCGCACCUUGCCCCCUCAGGACCUCGAACGCAUGCUUUUCAACCUCAAGGAACCCCUCGGCACCAAAAUUGCCAACCGGGGUUUUGGAAGCAUGCAGCUCUGCACGACCGACACUUCCCUUAAUAUCACACGUUUCGAAUCAGACGGCGCGCCAGGUGAUGGGUGGUCGAGAGUUGCUGCAAAGAAAUCUGCUCCGAAAGUAGCCCUCACCAGCAGCACCUUUGGCUCUACGAAUGCUUUUUCGGCACUAUCCGGGAACAAAGUGACAUUCGCCAAGAAGGCGCCCGCGCUCAAGGCGAAGGCUCCGGCUGCAGCUGCGCCUGUCAUCGUCGAUGACUGGGAGGCGGCCGAAGUGGAAGAGGAAGAAAAGGAGCGCAGUCGAGAUCUGGCGUAUACAAGUGCGAGUGAUGGGGAGGGACUGGGUGCCGAGAGUCCUCCUGGCAUCAUGACUCCGUCGCCUGAGGCUGGCGGAAGUGGCGAUGAGGCAAACGUGGCUGCUGAAAGUAUCACAAAAGUUGAAGAGGUUGCUGACCAGGGCGCUGAGACGAAGGAUUGGGCUGAUGAGGUCACUGCAGCAACGAUGUGAUGGAUAUGAGACUCAGCCGAUGGACUGCCCAUAAUCAAUCGAUGAAGUAGGGUGAUAGACGACAUGAAACCAAGAAAAUGCGAAGCAAUCCCAUAGCCCACUCAGUCUCUAUGACACCUAGUCGUAUCCGAACGAGCUCAUCUCAUUCACAACCUCCCAACUCCCUAAGGCGCGCACACGAUCGCGCUGCGCCUGCGUGUAUGAAACGUGCAGUCUCCGCAGCGCUCGGCAGGUGCUACAGCGUUUCGAUCCGGCCGGUCAAGCAGCAUACGACAGCGUUGGAGGUUUGAAUUGCAAUAAUAGCCUUGCGACCGCUUGUCUUUCACGUCCCAAAUCCGAAGCUCUUCACCGGAAACGCCCAAGAUCGCACAA
This is a messenger RNA of Cercospora beticola, 4216 nucleotides long. Lineage: Eukaryota; Fungi; Ascomycota; Dothideomycetes; Mycosphaerellales; Mycosphaerellaceae. The record is from RefSeq and is a predicted model, not a curated record.